Molecule: messenger RNA, 1476 nt
Organism: Dovyalis caffra
Lineage: Eukaryota; Viridiplantae; Streptophyta; Magnoliopsida; Malpighiales; Salicaceae
Source: the annotation of a GenBank genome assembly
AUGGAGGCAUGGGUUCCACUCUUUGACAUAUUCCUUAACUCCCCAACGCCAGAAACUGAAGCAUCCCUCUGGUUACAACAGUCUUCUUCUUUCGUUAAUGCAUCAUCAUCAGUUCCAAUCACCACAGCCUCUUUUCUCUCUUUGCUCACCAAACCCAUUCUCAACAACUCAUCCACAAACAGGAGGAUCAUGUUUCUACAAACACUGCCUUUUCUGGUCCAGUCCAGAAUUUUGUCAUUCCUUGGUUUUGAGCAUCAAAGGUUUUGCAAGCGAGAGUUAUCUAUGUUGGCCAGGACUUUGUUGACAGAAAACAACGACAUUGAUUUCUGGGUUAAUAGGGCUGCCCGCAUUCUGCUCGACAAAGUGUCUGACUCAAGUUACCAGUGGAUUUCUUGUUUAAGUUUGGACUCUGGAGAAGAGAGAGUUGUUGAGGAGUUUGGAUCGAUCCCAGAUUGGCUUAAGGAUGCUGCUUCAAGUGCCAAUGAACUGUUUCUCCCUUGGUUGCCUCUCUCGCAUGAUAUCUUGAACUCGAGAGAAUUGUUUGCUGGUUAUGAAAGCGAAGAAGAUUUCUUGAGUCAAGUUGGAGAGGUUGGAGGUGACAAUUCCAAAGAUUUUGUGGAGGAAAAGGAGAUUGAUCGUGUCAUCAUUGCUCCUUUAGAUGAUGAAAUUCAAAACAUGGCAGAGAGUUUGAAAGAGAGGAUUAUGAGCUUUGAAUCUAGUUCUAAAACUGUUGAGUUAGCAAAUGAGAUUCGCAGACUUAGUUUGGAGAGCAAAGCAGAUUCUUAUAUGAUUUUGAGUUUGCUUGAACCUUGGAAAGCUGAUGAUGAGAAUGCUUCAAUUCUGAUUUUUCAUCUUUCAAAUGGAAGUGAAGAAGAAGAGCUCGCUUGGCCUACCCAAGUAUUGUGUUCAAUUAUGCUUCCAAAGAUGUUGGUGCUUGAAGAGCCAGCUUCUCGUGUACUGGUGACUGCAAUGGUAGAGUACUGCAAGCUUAAUCAGAGAGCUGCUGAAUGUGCACUAUUGUUUCCGCUGAUAAUGAAAAGGAAUGGGAUCAACAACUACCAUUGUGAUGUGAUCACCAGGAUCGUCAAGGAAUGCUUGCACCCAGCUCAUGUUUCUGCCUUUUGCCAAAAGUUGCUUUGUGGACAAGAAGUUGAGAAAAGAUCCAUCGUUCUUCCUUGCCACCAAUGCCUCAUAUCCAGUGAACUGGUUUGGACGGAAUCAUUGUUUAAUCUUUUUCAAAAUAUCUUAAAUCAUAACGUUCAGUUAACUCAGGAUUCAGUUGAUCAACUUGUGUUAGUGAUUAGGGAAUUGGCCCCAAGUUUCUCUAAAUCUCUGAAAGUCGGAAAUUUUCUGCUGUGUUUCAUCACCAGAUGUUCUUCAUUAUCGAAGUCUCAUAUACCUUUAUUGGUUGAAACAGUUGUGAAGACCAAUACUCUUGUCACUAAAUCCAUAUUAUCAAAAUUGGCUAGCCUCUAG